Molecule: messenger RNA, 977 nt
Organism: Rhodofomes roseus
Lineage: Eukaryota; Fungi; Basidiomycota; Agaricomycetes; Polyporales; Fomitopsidaceae
Exons: 5
Coding region: 148-900 (250 amino acids)
Source: RefSeq, a predicted model, not a curated record
GGGGGAGGAGGUGGCCGACGGUGGGGCUUGUAUAAGCGCAGGAGGACCAGAGGAAACAUCGGUGGCCACAGUUAGGCGGGGAAAAUACAAGCCGUAUGCUUCCAGAUGUAUUAGCAGCAUAGUCCGAAUUUUUGGUGUCCGUCUACGAUGUGCUCGUCUCGAAGCUAUGCCUCCGCACGAGUGAGCGGGCUCGCCACAGAGCAUUCUUGGAUCGAACGGAGGUGCUGUGGCUGCCUCGCCCUUUGCCCGGUAGCCCAGGGACGAAGAUUACUCCCUCGCAUCGAGUUUCACUAUCCUCGCAUUCCCUUUGCAUUGCACGCACGACCCCGCAAGCCAGCCGGACGUGCGUCCCGCUUUGCGUCCGGCGCUAAGAGGUCCGAGUGCACGCGCCGCCAUUCCGCAGGCCACAAACGCUUAGGCGCUCAAUCGAACAAAGAGAGCGCCUGUCCGUUCACUUGUCUUCCGACCGUCUUGCCCUCAUCGCCAGCGCACGCGCCCUCCACGGAGCAUUAUUCUCGCGUAAACAGACCUAAAGAAGACAAAUUAGCAAGAUGCAACACUGCAGACUCGGUCUCGUACACGACGGUGCAUGGCAAUGCGGAUGUCCCGACGCAAGGCUCAAAGCCUGAUGUAGGAAGUCACGAUGAUGAUGUUGAAUGCGAGCCGAACUCUCAGAACCAGCCAUUGCAGAAAGGCAAAGUAGAGACGAGGAACCCAGCUACAAACACGAACCAAAUGACGACCAACGAAAGUCAACUGGCCUGCAAUGGCUUUAUCCCGACCCGUAUACCUCGUCGGGGAGACGGUGUGGACUUCUGUACCGGUACAUCGGAUGGCAGAGGUCUAGGCACGCUUGCCCCUGUGGGAUCCGCGAGAGCAAGGUGCCCUAUCAGCCUCUGACUGCAGGCUGCUCAGGCUCCUGGGGACGAGGUACGACGCCGCGCAUGAGCUCGUCAAGGUGUGUGUGUUAUGAUACC